Messenger RNA from Dermatophagoides pteronyssinus (European house dust mite), 1253 nucleotides. RefSeq lists its product as uncharacterized. Gene Ontology annotation, biological process: regulation of gene expression. Gene Ontology annotation, cellular component: nucleus. The record is from RefSeq and is a predicted model, not a curated record. Lineage: Eukaryota; Metazoa; Arthropoda; Arachnida; Sarcoptiformes; Pyroglyphidae.
GUUUUUAUCCUAAAAGACGGUUACUGUGUUUUUUGUUGUUAUUAUUUGUUGACAUUGCUAAAAUUGAGUUCGGUCAAAGUUUACGCGGAAAAAAAAAUUUUUUUGUUUGAUUAAAUAAUUUCUUAUUUUCUAAAUUGAAAAUCAUGUUGAAAACAAAACAUUUAGAUAAUUUUUUAUGGAGAUUCUCAAAUCUUUCAUUGUCAUUAUCGUAUAAUCGAUCUUUUUCGAUUAGUUCGUCAUUGUUUUUUCCCGCCGCUUCAAGUGGAUCACAACAACAACAACAAACACCUUCAUCAUCAUCAACAAUAACAAUUCCACCACCACCAAAACGUUCAUCAAAUGUAUUUGCAUUAUUUGUUCGUGAUUGUUUUAAACGAUUUCCAACAGAAAUGCCUGUUAAAGAAAGAUUUGCACGUGCUGGACAAGAAUGGCGACAAAUGACACCUGAACAAAAAGAACAUUAUCAAAAAAUGUCUACCGAAGAAUUUGUUAAAUAUAAAUCAGCUAUGAAUGAAUAUCUUGGCACAUUGAAUGAUGAAGAAUUGGCACAAUUCAAGCGAAUUAAAAAGGAUCAAAUUAAAACAAAAAAUCGUCAACGUAUUAAAAGUAAACUUCGUGAAUUAAACUAUCCAAAACGUUCUGUAUCAUCAUACAUAUUCUAUAUUCGUGAUCAUCUUAAACAAGAAUAUCCGGAUGGUAAAUAUCCACCUGUAAAAUCACCGGAACAUCUUGAAAAAGUAAGAAAAUGGUCACAAAAUUGGCAUCAAUUAUCACCGGAAGAACGAAAACCAUUCGAUGAACAAGCUGAAGUUGAUCGUAAACGUUAUUUUGAAGAAUUAGAACAAUGGAAACAUGAACUAGCUAAACCAGAAAAUGAAGAAAAAUUUCGACAAUUAGAACGUUUAUCGAAAAAAAUGGAAGUAGCCAAUAUGUCGGAAGAACGUGCUGAAUUACGUGCCAAACGUCAACGAAGACUUACGGCAAAAAUUAUCAAAAAAAGAUUAAUGAAAAAAGCUGCCAAUCAUUUGAAAGCUAAAAAGAAAGCUAAAUCAGCAGCUGCUAAAAAGAAAUCGGCUUCAAAAGCUAAAAAAUCCACAACAACAACAACAUCUAAAUCAUCAUCGGCAAAGAAAACAACGAAAAAAGCUAGUGAUAACAACAAUGAUCAAUGAUCAUAAUUGAUUUCAUUUAUAUUUCUUUGAUCUUUUUUUUCCUUUUUUGAUUUUCGUAUUAUACACAUCAAUGUUGUCGAA